Strongylocentrotus purpuratus (purple sea urchin) is the source of this 1128-nucleotide messenger RNA. RefSeq lists its product as uncharacterized. Bases 318 to 779 code for a protein of 153 amino acids. Lineage: Eukaryota; Metazoa; Echinodermata; Echinoidea; Camarodonta; Strongylocentrotidae. The transcript is spliced from 5 exons. The record is from RefSeq and is a predicted model, not a curated record.
ACGGUACCCAGCGACGCUUAAUGCCGGCAUGGCGCGCGUGCGCGGUAUCGUUUGCGAUGUUUCAAAACAGUCACAGUGGGAAUAUAACAUGCGAAAAAAUGAACGACCCGUCUAAAUCACGGAAUUUGGCACAAAAAUGAUCUUGGGGAAAAAAAGUAAAUGGCCCGUCACUGUUAAAGAAGGAACAAAGAUGCCAGUUCUUCUACAAGAUUGCAGGUUUUGAUUUUCCGGAUGAAAUCGUACAGAACUACCUAAGCCCACCUGUUCUUAACAUUGCACAAGUAAAAGCGUCGCCGACGAAGAAGCGUGUUAGCGUAAUGGCGAAUGUGGAAGAGGUUGGAGAAGUCCGUAAUGUCGCAGGAGGGAAGAGAAUACGCACAGUCUCGUUAAAUGACGGAGAGGAGUCCAUUCGGCUUAGCCUCUGGGAAGAACAUACGGACAUUCCCAUUCACAUAAAUGAUCGACUCAAAAUCGAGUGUGUGGAGGUUUCGGAAUGGAACAACGUAAAACAAUUGGAUUCGACGUCAGCCAUGCGUGUUGAGCCAGUGGUAAUGAAUGAUGAGGAUAAGACUGGCCAAGUUAUUGCUCUUACGAGUGACAACCUGGAAUUACCAUAUGAAUUGAUUUUCGAAUGUGAUGGAACAGAAUACGAGGUCACCGUCAAUGGUCAAUCCAAUAUUGAAGUAAACCUGCACCAUCUGCCCACAAGGGGGAUCUUGAGCAUCCGGCAGGAGGGGAUGGUCAUGGUGUGCGUCAGGUUGAGACAGGAUGAUGUUUAAGUUUAUGUAAGACUUUACCUUAGGAUGUAUAGGUUUUAGCAGAGCCAUCAAUAAACAAAGUUCGGCCAACCCGGCUCGUUUAGGUUAUAACAUGGCGCAUAUUGCUUUGUUAGGCAAGCACAAUACAAAAGAAAAUGCGCCAUGUUGUUACCCAAAUGUAACCGAGUUGGCCAAACUCUGUUUACUAAUGGCUCUGGGUUUUAGUUGAAGGUAUGAAGUACAUGUUCAUGUUAAUAUUAUUUUGAUUUGGAUAUAAUUGGUGAUGUACAUUGCCUGUAUUUUCCUUUAGUUUUAUUAUUAUUUUUGCUUUUGGUAACUUUCAAGAAACUUCUUUCAUACAUCUAAGAUA